AGAACGUCUAGCUCCGCCCCUGUACAGUAGACGCCUCCUUUCCAUGGUUACUGUCCCUUUAAGCCGGUGCGGAAGUAACACUGAUACUUCAUGUUCUUGGUGGAAGGUCAGGUUUAUGUCUCCAUCUGAGCAGGAGUUACUCUUUUCAAAAUAAUUAUUUUUCCUCAAGUGAUCUUUCAGACUCAACACGUCGCUUGUUUUCGUUUUUUAUCGCUAUACUUUGCUGUUGAGGCCGUGCGCAGUGCAGCUUUAUAAAAAAAAAACAACGCGACAGAGUCCGUUUCCUUCCUCAUCCAUGUCCGGGUCCAAAUGUUCCAAGCUAGGCGGGAUCCUGCUCAAACAAGUCCUGGACUCCGUGGACACGGUCCUCUUUGACUGUGACGGAGUGAUCUGGCGUGGGGACCAGGUAAUCAGCGGCGCUGCUGAUGUGAUAAACCGCCUGAAGGAGGCCGGGAAACGGGUCUUCUUUGUCACCAACAACAGCACUAAGACGCGGACGAUGUACGCGGAGAAGAUGGCCAAGAUGGGCUUCAAAGUAGCAGAGGAGGAAGUGUUCGGGACCGCGUACUGCUGCGCCAUCUACCUAAAAAACGUAUGCCAGCUGCAGGGUAAAAAAGUCUACUUGAUCGGUAACCCUGCCAUGGCGCAGGAGCUGGCGGCCGCCGGGAUCCAGCAGACCGGUGAGGGGCCGGACCUCAUCUGUGGACAGCAGAUCGACUGGGCCAACGUGCCUCUGGACCCAGAUGUGAAGGCGGUGGUGGUCGGUUUUGACCAGCAUUUCAGUUACAUGAAGCUGAACCGAGCCUUGCAGUAUCUGAUCCGGCAGGACUGUAUGUUUGUAGGCACCAACAGGGACUCCAGGCUGCCCCUUGAGGGGGGCAAGGCUGUUCCAGGUACAGGCUGCCUCCUGCAGGCCGUGGAGACAGCCGCCCAACAGAAAGCCCAGACGGUUGGCAAACCAAGCAAAUUCAUGUUCGAGUCUUUGGCCCUCCAGUUUGGCGUGGACCGCGAGCGCUGUCUCAUGGUGGGCGACCGCCUGGACACAGAUAUCUUGCUGGGGUCCAACUGUGGCUUGAAGACCCUGCUGACCCUCACUGGGGUCAGCACACUGGCAGAUGCUGAGGCUCACGAAAAGAGUGGCUGCACAGAGCGACAGAAGAUGGUACCAGAUUAUUAUGUGGACAGUAUUGCAGAUUUGCUUCCUGCUCUGCAGGCAUGAAGCUGCUGCAAAUGUGUCGAGAAUAAGGAGCAGCUAAGUACAGCAACAGCUGUAAAACUUAGAAGAUUGAGGAGCGUGGGACAUACCAGUGUCCCACUGUCUCUGAUGUAUCUGAGGGACAGUUCCAAUUUGUUGGUGUGACGCUGUGGUACAGUUGUCAACAACCAGAUCAACACAGAAUUCUGAAAACAUUGAUACAAGCAAAUACACAAGAAAAACAGAUUUAUGGAAUUGGCAAAAAUACAAAGUUCUCUUAGGGUAAAGGCUACAAAAAAACUAAUUUUAAAGUGAGUUUAUAAUACCUGCAAUUUUAGACAUAAUGAGACAUAAUGAAUGAGUUUACAUUAUGUAGUUCACAUACACCCUGACUGUUUUCAAGAAUCUUGUUUAAAUACAUGUAACAUCAAAUGAGGCUGCAGCUACCACAUCUGUGAGAGACUGAAAUGCACAUUUUCUUGUAUGAGCAUUGUUGCAGUUGUGCUUACCAAAGUCGUAGUGAAAAGAGUAAAAUAUAUAAAUAUAUUUUUAACAUUAAUUUUAUUUUUGUUGUCACUACAAAUGACACUUAAAUGUUAUAUAAAAUAAUAUUUUUGGUAUUUCUUAAAUGUAACAAGGCAUUCGGAUAAGAUAAAAGAGGUCAACUUUAGAAACUACUAUUUUGUCUGUGGUGCAAUAACUAGAUUAGACAAUUCACAAGUUAUAUCAGAGUGUGGCUAACUUUGUGAGUCUGUCUUCAGUUUAAUUUCAUUUCUAACAACAUGUUGUGAAAUGCAAAGCUUUGUGACCUCAGUUUCUUGUAUUUACCAAGUGUAUUUCAACACCUUUACAAAAUGUCUCUGCACUUACAUUAACAAGGUCAUGCAAAUACCUCAGCUGUAUUUCUUUUCUGUUUUGUUAGUGACGAAGACGGUUUUUGUCUUCUUUUAAACAACCAUUUUCUGAUUCAUAUUAAGGAGCAGUGACGACCAGAAUCUCUACACCACCUCUAGAACAAUAAAUUAUGAACUGUCUUAAUUCCA
Messenger RNA from Cynoglossus semilaevis (tongue sole), 2238 nucleotides. RefSeq names its product phosphoglycolate phosphatase (gene pgp). The transcript has 2 exons. NCBI's taxonomy places the organism in Eukaryota, Metazoa, Chordata, Actinopteri, Pleuronectiformes, Cynoglossidae. Gene Ontology annotation, molecular function: sn-glycerol 3-phosphatase activity. Bases 296 to 1219 code for a protein of 307 amino acids. Gene Ontology annotation, cellular component: cytoplasm. The record is from RefSeq and is a predicted model, not a curated record.